This is a messenger RNA of Entelurus aequoreus (snake pipefish), 1236 nucleotides long. RefSeq lists its product as uncharacterized. The record is from RefSeq and is a predicted model, not a curated record. Bases 308 to 1096 code for a protein of 262 amino acids. The transcript is spliced from 11 exons. NCBI's taxonomy places the organism in Eukaryota, Metazoa, Chordata, Actinopteri, Syngnathiformes, Syngnathidae.
GUGUUAUUCGUCAAAAAACCCACACAACGACGGUCAUUUUUUCGCCGUGCUAUUGUAAAAUUGUCUUUUAUCUGUGUUUUGUGUUCCGGGGGACCCCGACUCCAGAAUGUGAAAGUUUCCCGCGUGAAGCCGUGGAGCUCGAGAUCCUGUUUACUGUGGACUAGCUGUGUGUGACGCCUUGUUGUUUUUGUUUCCAUUACAAAAAAAAAGCUCCACCGUCUCGCCGAGUGCCAGCAAGAGUCAUGAGUACUUGUCAACUCGACUCCUCAACUGGAGAUAACUUUCUAGCACCUCACCAUGGGGAAGGAUGUAUUCAUAUGCCUUCACCAGCACAUGCAUUAAACAUGCAGAGAGUUACACAAGUUCUUACCACCUUGGGGCACCAUUCAGGGUGCCUUUUCAUCUGAUUAAAUUUAUAAUGAACAGGGACAUUGCGGUUGUCCCAAGUGGAUGGUAUGAUGAUAGGAUGGUUUUCUGGCCCAGCUAUAAAAACACCGACAGAAUUGAAAGGGCCGCUUUAAAUGAGGAGCAGCAUGAGCCAAACUGGCCAAGAUUUGACGUUUCUGUUGUCCGAACUUGUGACAACUACAAAGACGCAUUAAAAAUAAUGCAACAAUAUGGAAAGGGCUGCAACACCUCAGACCUGCAAUCUGAGGCAGAGAACGAGGAGCUGCCAGAAAAAAGGAACAGGAAGCCAGUCCAUCGUCUCGGGGACUCAGAUGAUAGCGAAGAAGACCCGGAAAAUAGUGACCUCACCUCUCUGGGGUUGGCAAGCCAAUUGCACAGGCAGACUCCACCGUCUCGCCGAGUGCCAGCAAGAGUCAUGAGUACUUGUCAACUCGAUUCCUCAACUGGAGAUAACUUUCUAGCACCUCACCAUGGGGAAGGACGCAUUCAUAUGCCUUCACCAGCACCUGCAUUAAACAUGCAGAGAGUUACACAAGGAACGGCAGUCCCUCCUCGACUCCCUCCACCCCCCUCACCAGCAGCCCUCAACAUGUGGCAGACAGAGGAGCCUGGAUCCAGCCUGGCCUACAGGCCAACAUGGCGAGGGGAAAGAAUGGCCGACAACAUUUCCUGCUCUGGUGAGCAAUAACUGACAAAUACCGGAUGGUCAUUCUGUGCCACAAAUUUUGGAAAAAAUUCAAAUUCACAAGCAAUCACAUAUUUUCUUCAAACUUUGUCAAUAACUUUUGUCAUUAACUAAGGUCAAUAGCUAAUGUCAGGAUUAUGAGU